CCUCCAUUGUUACCUUAAGAGCAGCUCUCUCCAUAGCAACUGAAAACUUUUCAAGGCAGCAAUAAACUAAUCCUCUCCAGCUUCCAGAGCACCAUCAAGGAAUUUUAAAAACCUUGGACUUCCAGCAGCUAAAUACUUCUGAGGAUUCAGAAGGCCACAAAGCUAGAUACACAAGCAUUCUUUUUCCCUUCAGAAGAUUCCUCAGGUUUGAAGUUUAAGCUGUGAAGUGCAAACAACAACCCAACAUUCAGUGCAGAUCACGCGCUGCAGAAAGAGGAGAUGUGUUUUCUGACCAAGCGUCCAGCUCUUGGGGUGGUAUGUUCUGCUUUCAUAUUCAGCGUACUCACUACUGAAGGACAGCCCGGGGAAGAGCGUGGGCAGGAUGGCAGUUAUGCUCCCGGCCGAGGCUAUCUGAUGGAAGUUUUACGCGUUCUUUCAGCUGACAACAAUGAGCUCCACAUGAACCACUCACGAGAACUGGUCAAAAUGUUACUGGAGAGAGCUGAGUGUCCACAGCGGAUUUAUGGCAUGCAAGAGGAUUGUAACCUGUGCCUUGAACCAGAUGCUUUGUUAAUAGUAGCUGGUGGAGAUUUAGAAGACCGUCUCAGCGAAGAAGUAUUUGAGAGAAUUUCUCUUAUUCUUCUCUACUACAUUCUUCAUCAUAGAGAUGUGUGUUCUUCAGAACUCAGCUUGAGUAAUAAGGAUUAUAAAUUUUACUUACAGAGUAUGCUUAGUUUAAGACAUGAUGAAGACUGUUAUUAUUUUUCGCGGAAUGAAACUGAAGAUAUUUUGGCUGCAGUAAGGCAACAUUUUAAAACUUCUGAAACCCAGUGUGUUGAUGUGAGCACUCUGGAGAAAAAUGCUGAUAUAAUGGGCAGAGAUGGUGCUGAUGAAAACACACUUCCACGCCUGGCUGCUUUAAUCAUUACUCUGGCUCUCCAAGGAGUCUGUAUGGGGAAAGCAAGUUUGCCCUCCCCAGAAUUCUUUAUAAAAUAUAUUUUUAAUUCUCUAAACAGUACCACUGAGCUCCAAGUGACCGAACUAGAACAACUACUAAAUGUGCUUACAGUCAAAAAGACCUGCACUGUAAAUGGACAGUUCCACAGUCACAAAAGACGACGUUAUGGUAUGGCAAUCAGAGAUACUGGAAACAGAAAUAUUACAGUCAAGGAAAACCAUCCAAAAGGAGACUAUCUGAAAGGUUAUUUUGAAGAUGGUGAAAAGAACACAGAUUGGGACCAGGCUUGUUUCUCUGCCAAUGAACUUGUGAAGAUAUUUUUAAAAAAUAGUUCUUCCUCCAUUUCGAAGGACCACUUCAAGCAAAUCAGUCCGGCUAUCAUUCAACAACUAUUAAGUUGUUCGUGUCACCUUCCUGACUCCAAGCAGACAAAGCUGCCACCAACAACUCUUGAAAAAUAUGGUUACAGCACUGUUGCUGUUUUACUUAUUACUAUUGGAUCUAUGUUUGGUACAACCCUCAUCUUAUUUAACUCCUGUCAAGAAAUCUAUACACUCAUUUUACAGCUAUUUGUUGGUUUGGCUGUUGGUACCCUUUCUGGAGAUGCAUUGCUACACCUUAUACCUCAGACUCUUGGUUUACAUAAACAUGAAGCACAAGAGGUAGAACAUUUCUAUGAAGGGAAAGAAUAUAUCUGGAAACUUCUGGGAAUAAUUGGAGGAAUUCAUGGGUUUUUUCUGAUAGAAAAGUGCUUCUUUCUUUUGGUAACACCACGUGAACAGCAGGGCCUUUCUUUAGUUAAUGGGCACUGGGGACCUUCCCAUGAUCUUUCAGUGGAAUCUGAAUUAAAUGAACAUUCAGGCAGAGGCAAGUCUACUUCAACCAUACAGUUGAGAAGCCCAGAAGAUUGUGAGUCUGCUGAAGUUCCUCCAGAGAGUAAGGCGAUCAGCAAAAAAAGUAAGAAAAUUAGCUUGUUAGCAAUAAUGGUCCUGGUGGGUGACAGUCUUCACAAUUUUGCUGAUGGCUUAGUAAUAGGAGCAGCAUUCUCAUCCUCCACAGAAACAGGUGUGACAACGACUAUUGCUAUUUUAUGCCAUGAAAUUCCUCAUGAAAUGGGGGAUUUUGCUGUGCUGCUAAGUACGGGCCUCCCCACAAAGAUUGCAAUUUUGAUGAAUUUUAUAAGUGCACUAACAGCCUUCUUAGGACUUUAUAUUGGCCUUUCUGUAUCAACUGACCUGUGCAUUCAAAACUGGAUUUUUACUGUUACAGCUGGGAUGUUCCUCUAUUUAUCUUUAGCGGAAAUGCUUCCUGAAAUGACUCAUAUUCAGACACAGCGACCCUGGUUGAUGUUUCUCCUACAGAACCUUGGAUUACUAUUAGGCUGGCUUUGCCUCUUACUUUUGGCUAUAUACGAACAGAAAAUUAAAAUAUAAGCUUUCUGUUGGAAAUCUCGAAGUACCACUUAUGACAGUGGACAGGAUUAUUCACAAUUUUGUCAUGUCUGCUAUAGUGAUAUAUAAAUUAAGUUGCUGCAAUUUUUGUAUCUGAAUAGUAGAUAGCUAUUUCACUUUAUUAACUUAUUCUUCAGAUUUUAUAAUUAUUUUUUUUUUGUAAACAUGAAUGUUUAGAAUGAUGUUUUAUUUGUUACUGAGUUUACCAGAUCCCAUGCUCAAACUCACAGGAGCUUUAGAUUAGUUUUUAUUGAGACUGUUCUAGUUGAAUGCUCUAAGUCAGGGGUGUCAAGCUCAUUUAUACAGUCCUAAAAUUACAUUUGUCCCUUUGAAGGCAACUGUGAAGCUGAUGUAGCCCCCAGUGAAAAUGAGUUUGACACCCCUGCUAUAAGUGAUCUCUGCCAGUGUGAUUGAAGAAAAGAAUAAAACACUUUAAUAUGCAAUAAUUAAAGUGGACUAACUGUAGUUGAAUAAUUUGAAGCAGAAGUGUUUGCUGCCUCUUAGUACAAAGAAUAAAUGUAUUUUUAUAACUAAAAAAUAUAGUAAAACUGAACUGCUAAAUUACAUACAACAAUCUCAUUUUAAUAUCUGCAUAAUCUAUUUUGUCAACAUAAAGAUCCUAAAUAGACAUAUCUCACUGGUCCUCUGUGGUAGGUCAAAAUGACGAGUGUAAAUGUUGAAGUUUAUGAUCUAGAAAUCUGAGAAUGCACUUUUCUGGCUGUAAUAUCAUUUCUCAAAUGUGUGAUGGAAUCUGUGACAGUCAAACAUUGGACUAUAGUAACUGUCAGAGUAAGCCACUUCUGCUUUAUCCCACUUCUGAUGGUUGCUCAUAGCAAAUGCUUAAGAAUGAUUAUAAAAAAUAUGUUUAAAUAUAUUUCCCUGACAUCCCUUCCAGGCUCCUCAAAUCAAGGGAUUCCUUGAGCCAGAUGUUGCUUCUGAGCCAUCAUGUUUAAUGAACAGCAAUAGUGCCUUCCUGUCAGCAAUUAGCUUAUUCAUACAAAUGUGAUGUGCAUUGUGGAAAGAGCUUUUUCAAUUGUCUAAAGUGCAUGAAAUUGUGCUUUCCUAGGGCCUCACUCCUAUCUUGAGUGAUAUUUGUGUAAUUAGUCCUCUUGAUUUCAAGGGAAUUCUGCAUAAGUUAAAAGAUGACUCAUUUAAUUUAGUAUUGUUGAAUCAAGCCUGAAACAAAUAUACAUAUUCUGCCCCGAUUCUGAGAUGCUGAGCAACAUGCAGGAGGUACUGAGCAACACUCAGCUGUGUGAUUUCUAUUACUUACAUGCUAUCAAUUUUUGGUGUAAAGACUUCCCCCCAACCUAAUUGAUAUUUUUAUAUGAGAAUUGAGAUGGAUUCUUUCUCCUUCCUCUGAUGAACUGUAGAAACAGAGAAAGUUACAGAACAAACAAAUAUUCUUUAUGCAGCAAGCAGAUAUUUUCUUUUCCUUGUCUUAACUCAAGCGUGAAAUAUGGAAACAUUAUGACACAAUAUGACUGUCUCACAAUG
Columba livia (rock pigeon) is the source of this 3906-nucleotide messenger RNA. RefSeq names its product solute carrier family 39 member 12 (gene SLC39A12). The record is from RefSeq and is a predicted model, not a curated record. Gene Ontology annotation, biological process: intracellular monoatomic cation homeostasis; zinc ion import across plasma membrane. Gene Ontology annotation, molecular function: monoatomic cation:bicarbonate symporter activity; zinc ion transmembrane transporter activity. The coding region runs from base 280 to 2391 and encodes 703 amino acids. The transcript is spliced from 13 exons. NCBI's taxonomy places the organism in Eukaryota, Metazoa, Chordata, Aves, Columbiformes, Columbidae. Gene Ontology annotation, cellular component: plasma membrane.